Messenger RNA from Pelodiscus sinensis (Chinese soft-shelled turtle), 2812 nucleotides. Its product is annotated as keratin, type II cytoskeletal 5. The record is from RefSeq and is a predicted model, not a curated record. Gene Ontology annotation, cellular component: keratin filament. Gene Ontology annotation, biological process: intermediate filament organization; keratinization. NCBI's taxonomy places the organism in Eukaryota, Metazoa, Chordata, Testudines, Trionychidae. Gene Ontology annotation, molecular function: structural constituent of skin epidermis.
GCUCCUCAAGCAGAUAAAAAGAGCGACCCGCCGGACCCGAGCUCAGAAGGACCUCGCUCUUCCUUUGCAUUUCGACAGUUCCACUCUACCCGCUCCUCAGACCUUGCAAUCGGAAGCCAUGGCUCAGAAAACCAUCAACCUUCGGUCGGGUGGAUUCACUAGGAAUUUUAGCGCCUCCUCCACCGGCCUCCCGGGGAGCCGAACCAGCUUCAGCUCCAUGUCCGUUUCCCGGGGAGGUGGCGGAGGGCUGGGACGGAUCAGCGGCGGCGGUUUCAGCAGCAGGAGCUUCCAUGGUCUAGGCGGAAGCAAAAGAAUUUCCGUUGGCGGAGGCUAUCACUCCGCACGAUCGGGGUACGCUUACGGGUUAGGUUACGGCGGGAUGGGAGGUAGGAUCAGAGAAGCUGGAUAUGGGCUCGGUGGUGGAUUCGCAUCCGGAGCUGGCGGGAUCCAUCAGGUCACCGUCAACCAGAACCUCCUGAUGCCCCUCAACCUGGAGAUCGACCCCAGUGUCCAGAAGGUGAAGAAAGAGGAGAAAGAGCAGAUCAAGACCCUCAACAAUAAAUUCGCCUCCUUCAUUGACAAGGUCCGAUUCCUGGAGCAGCAGAACAAGGUGCUGGAGACCAAAUGGUGCCUGCUGCAGGAGCACAAAACCGUGAAAAGUAACAUCGAGCCCUUGUUCGAGGCGUACAUCAACAACCUGCGCCGGCAGCUAGACGCUAUCAGCGGCGAGAGGCCUCGGCUGGAGGCAGAGGUGCGGAACAUGCAGGACACGGUGGAAGAUUUCAAGAUCAGGUACGAGGACGAGAUCAACAAGCGCACAGCGGCGGAGAAUGAGUUUGUGAUGCUCAAGAAGGAUGUGGACACUGCCUACAUGAACAAGGUGGAGCUGGAGGCCAAAGCAGAUGCCCUGACGGAUGAGAUCAACUUCCUGAGAGCUCUCUACGAAGCAGAAUUAGCUCAGAUGCAGUCACACAUCUCGGACACUUCUGUCGUACUUUCCAUGGACAACAGCCGAAAGCUCGACCUCGACAGCAUCAUCACGGAGGUCAAAGCUCAGUACGAAGAUAUUGCCAACAGGAGCCGAGCUGAGGCGGAGUCUUGGUACCAAACCAAGUAUGAAGAGCUGCAGCUGACUGCUGGAAGACACGGGGACGACCUGCGCACCACCCGGAUCGAGAUCUCCGACAUGAACCGCAUGGUCCAGAGGCUUCACUCGGAAAUCGACAAUGUGAAGAAACAGUGCGCUAACCUGCAGACGGCCAUCGCUGACGCCGAGCAGCGGGGCGAACUGGCCCUUCGAGAUGCCCAGGCGAAACUGGCCGAUCUGGAAGACGCCCUGCAGAAGGCCAAGGCGGACUUGGCCCGCCAGCUGCGGGAGUACCAGGAGCUGAUGAACGUCAAGCUGGCCCUGGAUAUCGAGAUCGCCACCUACCGCAAGCUGCUGGAAGGAGAGGAGAGCAGGCUAGCAGGAGAAGGUGUCGGUGCAGUGAACAUCUCUGUGGUCCACUCUUCCGGGGGAAGCAGCUACAACUCUGGAAGCGGGCUGUCCCUGGGCUCCGGGCUGGGAAAUGCAUCCGGGCUGGCCUAUGCCGCCGGGCUCGGCGUCGGAGGAAGCAGCUUCAGCACCAGCAGUGGGAGAGGCCUGGUGGGAGGAUACAGUUCCGGAGGAGGCAGCAGCUCCAGCGUGAAAAUCGUCUCCAAAACCACCUCGACCAAAAAAAGCGUCCGCACUUAAGUGCCAACCCAGUCUCCAAUUCCCAGCAGCCUGGCGAGAAGAAAUACGACACUGCCUCCUGGUGGCGGCACACCCCAAACCACUCGAAGACACCCGCUUCUGGGGGAGGGAAAAGUCCCCUAAAAUACCACGGAUGUGCCAUACAAGUCCCAUUCUCGUGGGACGAGGCCUUUACUGGCUUGAAGCCGAGGCCCUUUCUCCAUUCCUCUCAACUCCCAAUUGUAACGCACCAACCCCAGCCAACACGUAAUUGGCCAGGCCGGUUAACGAGCUCUGUGGUAGCAGAAAUUCACCCAUUUUGAUCAUCUUCCCUCUCUUGCUUGGAGCCAUGUAACCUGGGUGUAAAGCCAAAUCCAGAUUGACACCAGCGUCACUGAGAGCCAAGUCUGGCUUUAUCCAUGGCUAGAUGUUGUUUAUUCUGAAUAAACAUCAGGCUUGACUAGAGAGUCACAUUUCCAUCUUAGGGUCCAUAUUAGUCGACCGGCAGAGACCUCUCUCUCCCCCUCGCUCUUGGGAGGUGACAUGUCCCUCACCGGUGGGUGUGGCGCAUGGGGGUGUGGUGACCAAUAAGAAGCAGUGUCGAUAUUUCUGAGUCCAUCUUGCUCCUACCAGUUCCCCUUUCUCUUGGGGAUAUUUUUCUUACCCUACCUGCAUCACGUAAUUUAGUCUUCGUUCCCACUGAUUCGUCUUCUGUACUCGACUCUAGCUUGCGUACUAGCCAAUGGGGCAUUAGCACCGACCCUGACAUAGUUUUCUAGAUCCAGUACGAACCUCACAGUGGUCCCAAGCUCCUCUGUGUGAGCCAGGAGAUCAUGACAGUGAAGUAGAGAUGUCACAAGAUCGAGGGUGUCUAUGCACCCAGUGACAGAUAUGCAGAAACCAAAGGGUGAGGAGCCUGCUUUGGGGAUCAGGACAUGGCUUCUCACAGGUAAACAAUGUCGGUGUCUCAUCGCCUGCAUUUUUAGGGGGGAACCUGCGUUUUUAUGUGCCCAUUUUCACAGUUCCUAUUACUGGAUGCGGAUGUUGAUUUCAUGUAGCAGUCCCCUGAUUUCAUGACAUUUCUUCAAUAAACUGCAA